CCAAAAUGCUAAACGAAGAAUUUAAAUGGGUCAUUUUCGUCCAGUUUGGCGUGACUACAACGAUCGUCUGCUUCAACCUUUAUCUAUUAGUAACAGCAAGAAAUAUAACCGCGAAAUUUCUGAUAGCUGUAAUAUACACUUGCACUAUGCUAACACAAAUAUUCUUUUAUUGUUGGUAUGGGAACGAAGUUAAAAUAAAGAGCCUCGAGGUAUCACAGAUGGCAUUCAGAACCGACUGGAUGUUUUUCAACAAAGAUAUUAAAAGAAUUCUCUUGAUGAUUAUGAGACGUAGCGAUGUUUCCAUUGAAUUCACUAGUGCUCACGUUGUGUCUAUGAAUCUUGAAUCCUUCGUGAAGUUGCUGAAAACUUCUUACUCGGCGUAUAACGUGUUAAGUGGCACGGAAUAGCAACGUUCAUGGAUCACAUCGAAGAAAAAAUAAUGAGAAUUUAAGGAGAAAUUCACGUAUAGUGCACUGGACGUAUGUACAUUGAAAAAAUUUUGAGUAACAAUGAAUUCUGAACAAUAUCCACCAUUUCACAUACGAUUUCUACCAUUUCUUUUAAAUAAAACCUUUACGCAA
Molecule: messenger RNA, 581 nt
Organism: Osmia lignaria (orchard mason bee)
Lineage: Eukaryota; Metazoa; Arthropoda; Insecta; Hymenoptera; Megachilidae
Product: odorant receptor 10-like
Biological process (GO): detection of chemical stimulus involved in sensory perception of smell; sensory perception of smell
Cellular component (GO): plasma membrane
Molecular function (GO): olfactory receptor activity; odorant binding
Source: RefSeq, a predicted model, not a curated record